Trichoplusia ni (cabbage looper) is the source of this 3093-nucleotide messenger RNA. RefSeq lists its product as uncharacterized. The transcript has 2 exons. Gene Ontology annotation, molecular function: nucleic acid binding. The coding region runs from base 73 to 2895 and encodes 940 amino acids. Lineage: Eukaryota; Metazoa; Arthropoda; Insecta; Lepidoptera; Noctuidae. Gene Ontology annotation, biological process: DNA integration. The record is from RefSeq and is a predicted model, not a curated record.
GUCGGAUGUGCAAUAAACAAGGACAUCUUCGUCGAGUGUGUCCGCUAGAAGUGGGACAUCAUCACUUGGGAGAUGUACAGACAUAUGAUUCAAUAUCGGAUAGCGAGGAUAGCGGGGAGUUCCAGAUACUCUAAAGUGUUUGAGGAUGGCCUGGGACGUUUCACUGGCGGCACAGUGAGCAUACACGUGCGGCCGGGAUCGCGGCCCGUGUUCAUGCGCGCGCGCCCGCUGGCAUAUGCGCUGCGCGAGCCGGUGGAGCGCGCCCUCGACCAGCUGGUGCGCGACGGCAUCCUCACCCCGGUAGACCGCUCCGACUGGGCUACGCCGAUCGUGCCGGUGGUGAAGAAAGACGGUACUAUUAGGAUUUGCGCUGACUAUAAAUUAACUUUGAAUAAGAUUUUAGAAAUCGACCGUUAUCCGUUACCUCGAGUCGAAGAUUUGCUAACUCGCUUGCACGGCGGGGAGCGUUUUAGUAAAAUUGACUUGUCGCAAGCGUAUGCACAAUUGGAACUAGAUCAAUCUAAAAAGUAUACAGUUAUUAACACACACAAGGGUAUGUUUAUGUUUAAUCGGUUAGUUUACGGGUUGGCUUCUAGUCCUGGCAUAUUUCAGAAACGUCUAGAGCAGUUAUUUGCCGAUUUGCCACAUGUAGGGGUAUUUCUAGACGACAUCAUAAUAACAGGACUCAAUACUAAGGAUCAUAUUAAUAAUUUGCACAAAGUAUUCAGCCGUUUACUAUCUCAUGGUCUUAAAGUAAAGAAAGAAAAAUGUACUUUUUUUUCAGAGUCAAUUAGUUAUUUAGGUCAUGUUAUCAGCAAACAGGGCGUACAUACGUGCCAAGACAAAGUCAAGGCUAUAGUUAAUACGCCAACACCCUGCAAUGUGUCCGAGUUACGAGCAUUUAUAGGAAUGACCAUGUAUUAUGCUAAAUUUAUUAAGAAUGUUAGUACCAUACUCGCACCCCUAUACAGAUUGCUCAGAGCGGAUGUGGUGUUUAACUGGUGUAGUGAUUGUGAGGCAGCUUUUAAUAGGGUAAAACACAUCCUAGCUUCUAGUGAGGUAUUGGUGCAUUAUUCUCCGGAUAAGCCACUCGUGUUGACGGCUGACGCGAGCGCAGUGGGGGUAGGCGCGGUGAUAUCGCACAUCACCGAGGCCGGCGAGCGGCCAGUGGCGUAUGCGUCGCGGUCACUGAGCGCCGCGGAGCGAGCAUACUCACAAAUAGACCGGGAGGCUUUGGCUAUAGUGUUUGGUAUUAGGAAAUAUCACCAAUAUCUUUACGGUCGAAAGUUUAUACUUAGGACGGACCAUAAGCCAUUGACAUAUAUUUUUGGAACCAAAGUAGGAAUACCGAUUAUGGCAGCUUCACGGUUGCAACGUUGGGCAAUUUUGUUGUCUGGUUAUAACUAUGAAAUCGAAUAUGUAGCUUCUAAGAAGAAUUGUGCCGACGGAUUAUCGAGGUUACCGCAUACUAAACAGAAACAUGGUCACAGUAAUAAUAACGAGAGGUCGUACUUAAAUUUUGUGGAAGAUUUUUUACCUGUAACGAAUAAUGAAGUUAGAAAAGAGACAGCAAAAGACCUAAUACUAAGCAGGAUAAUGUUGUAUGUACAAUCAGGUUGGCCACAGUCAUGUACAGAUGAAACAGUAAAACCUUAUUUCAUGAGACGUAAUGAGUUGUAUUCAGAUUGUGGGUGCUUAAUGUGGGGUUAUCGAAUGAUUAUACCAACCACGUUACGAGUAAAUGUGUUAAAGCAAUUACACAUAGCUCAUAUGGGUAUAGUUAAAACCAAGUCGCUGGCACGUAGUUAUGUAUGGUGGCCUAACAUAGAUAGGGACGUUGAAGCACUGUGUCAAAGUUGCGAAACUUGUUUAACAGAGGGCGCAGCCCCACCGCGAGCGCAACCUCAGCCCUGGCUGUACACUGCGCAACCUUGGAGUAGGCUACAUAUUGAUUUUCUGGGACCAUAUCACGGUAAAACAUUCCUGAUUAUAACGGAUUCAAGCAGUAAGUGGUUGGAAGUCUUCGAAAUGCCGCGUACCAAUGCUAGUCAGGUUAUUAAAGUGUUACGUAAUACAUUUGCACGGUUUGGCUUGCCUAUUGAAAUAGUGUCGGAUCAGGGCCCGCCAUUUACAAGCAUUGAAUUUAAAAACUUUUUAAAUAGUAAUGGUAUUCGGCAACUUUUCUCACCGGCAUAUCACCCAUCUUCCAAUGGUGCAGCAGAAAAUGCUGUGAAAGUAUGCAAAUCGACCAUUAGGAAAGCUUAUAAAGAUAAUGUGGAUGUGGAUGCGGCCUUACAAGCGUUUCUGUUAAGCUAUAGGAACACACCGCAUACUACAACUGGCCAAAGCCCAGCUAUGUUAUUGCAGCGGCGUUCGCUACGCACCAGGUUAGAUGUAUUGCGCAGUGACCGUACUCUAGAGGAACGGGUACGGGUCGCACAACAGCGACAAGUUGAUAACGCAGGAGGUGUAUCUCGAGAGAUUGAACCACAUGCUACCGUGUGGACGAGGAACUACGCCGGCGGGGAUAAGUGGUUAAAAGGCGUCGUGGAGGCUAAAGUAGGUUCGAGAGAAUACUUAAUAGAUAACGGUGACGGUCGAAUUACAAGGAAGCAUAUAGAUCAUAUAAAGCGCAGAGCGCGAUUAUCAGAUGUUACCUGUCCUGAUAGUAACGCUUUAGAUAGUUCAACACCAGCGACAGUACCGGUUGCUGGAGAGGGGGAUGCGGUCGCGACAUCAGAGGUAGGGGUAGGCACAGACGGUGCAGAUAACUUAAGGGAGGGCGAGAGUAGGGGUCAACUUGAAAGUCAAGCUCAACCGCCUCAGUUAUCACCGCUACCAGAGGAGCGAUCCAAGCGUGUUAGGAAACCUGUUAGUAGAUUUAAGAUAGGAUAAGCUAGUUUUAGUAAAUGUUGUAUCUUAAAAAAAAAAUAUAUAUAAAUAUAUCAUGUGUAUAAUCUGUAUGUUUAGAUUAAGUGGGGAGGUGUAAUGUAUGUGGGUAUUUAUUUAAUGUAUCAAUAUGUGUGGGUAAUUGCUCAUCAACUAAUAUUAUUUUGUACCAACGGUCUCAGUUCGAAUAUACGUCUAGCGGAA